ACAACAAACCACGUUUUGACAAAAUCACUUUUUCAUGUGCGCGGCGAUUGGAGAUUGUUUUAUCUUUGUAUAAAAACACAUUCAUUCUUCUUUUUAUUUUUCAUACACACAACACUGAUUAAUCAUGGGUACAACUUCUCGAUCCAAAGUUACUAGGUAUUUGCCUGUUGGUAUCCGUAGAGAAUUGUCUAGGCAAAAACUGCAGCAAUAUGCAGACAACAAUCUUGUUGAUGUAGAAUUUGAUUUUCUUGAUGAUUGUGAUGUGGAUUUAGGUAAUAGUAGUUCCAGUUCCGAUGACUUUCAUUUAGAUAUCGAAGAUGAAGACGAUGAUGAAUCUUCUCAGAAGAUUCAUGGCGGUAGCAACGUUGAAGAGAAUAGAAAAUUUUGGGAUACUCAACUUCAGCUUCUGCAGACAAAUGUAUAUAAAAUAAGUGCAAUGGAAUUAAGCAUAAAGAACGCAACGAAAGAAGCGAUUGAGGAAAUAGAUAGAUCAGAAAUAGAGUGCACUUGCAGUGGACAGAUCAAGGGUUCAUCAGCCAGAUCAUGUAGAAACUGUUUUAUGAGACAAGUCUCUAGGUGCCUUCAAAAUGCCGGUUUCAAUAGUGCCAUUUGUAACACUAAAUGGAUGAAGUCACAUAAUCUUCCAUCAGGGGAACAUGCAUUUUUGGAUGUGAUACAUAGUACAAGCAAAGAUAAAGCAGAUGUUAGGAUAAUCAUAGAACUAAACUUUCGAUCACAAUUUGAGAUGGGAAAAGCAAGUGAGGAUUACAACAAUCUUGUGAGAAAACUCCCAGAAGUGUAUGUAGGAAAAGUAGAGAGAUUAAGCAACAUAAUAAAGAUCAUGUGUAUGGCAGCUAAGAGAUGUUUGAAGGAAAACAAAAUGCACAUGGGACCAUGGAGAAAACAUAAAUACAUGCAAGCUAAGUGGUUGGGCCCAUGUAAGAGGAAUACUUCGACAAAUUCAAUUUCAAUGGGAAAUUCUCAGAGGAUUAGUCCAAAGCAGAAGCUGCAGGCAUCAAUGCUAACCGUGGAUUUGUUAGACAAGAUUCCUAGCAUGCAUUGUACUGCUGUUAAAGUUGUGUAAAUUGCUAUUGUUGAUUAAGAUAAAAGCUUUGUUGUUUUUUUUUUUUUUCUGUAGUGAGAGAGAGGUGUGAAUUGAAUAUUGUUUCAUUCAUAAGUAUGUUAAAAUAAGUUAUAAGCAAUACAUGGAUAGUCAUUUGUAUGAUGCUAAGAAAUUUUGUUAAGAAAUUUUCAAGAUCAAGAUAGUUACAUAUUUUUU
This is a messenger RNA of Vicia villosa (hairy vetch), 1279 nucleotides long. RefSeq lists its product as uncharacterized. NCBI's taxonomy places the organism in Eukaryota, Viridiplantae, Streptophyta, Magnoliopsida, Fabales, Fabaceae. The transcript has 3 exons. Bases 125 to 1084 code for a protein of 319 amino acids. The record is from RefSeq and is a predicted model, not a curated record.